CCGAGCGGCCCGGAGUCGGUUGGUGCAGCUGCGUCCCCGCCGCCCAGCAGUCCGAGGCUCCGGCGUCGCCGCCGCCUCCGCGGGGCCUGCGCCGGCCGCCCGCCCGCCCGCCGGGAGGGAGGCCCGGAGAGCGGGGAGAGCGGCCCGGCCGCGGGCGCCGCCGCCACCGCCGCCGCUGCCAGGGAUGAACUGCAGCUGCUGAAGCAACAGGCGGACCCUUGCAUACAGGGCGGCAAGAAAUGGAGGGAGAAACUGGAGAGACCAAUGAAGGGAGGAAAAAGCAUGUUUCCUGGGUUUGGUAGGAAAAACUUGUGUUCUGCAAACAACUGAAAAAGCUGCCAUCGGAAGCCAUUUCUUUGGCCCUCAUGGAGCAGCUGGAGCUUGCACAGUGAGGCCCUGGACGGGACGAGCUCUGCCCCGCUGAUCAGCCAGAGCGGUGGUCGCCAUGGCCAGCAAGAGGAAGUCCACCACCCCGUGCAUGAUCCCGGUGAAGGCGGUGGUGCUGCAGGAGGCCGGUGCGGAGGCCCAGCCCGCUGAGGCCUUGCCCGAGGGGCCCCAGCAGGAGCCGCCCCCCGACGUGCCCGCCGGCGGUAGCAGGGAGGUGACCCAAACGCCCAGCAGUACCGAGGGCGCCACGCUGGCCAACGGGCACCGAAGCACUUUGGAUGGCUAUUCCUAUUCCUGCAGAUACUGUGACUUCAGAUCCCAGGACAUAACCCAGUUUGUGGGACAUAUGAACUCAGAGCACACAGACUUUAACAAGGACCCAACUUUUAUAUGCACUGAAUGCAGUUUUCUGGCAAAAACUCCUGAGGGGCUCUCUCUGCACAAUGCCAAGUGUCACUCGGGGGAAGCCAGCUUUGUGUGGAAUGUGGCCAAGCCAGACAAUCAUGUGGUCGUGGAGCAGAGUGUCCCCGAGAGCACCUGCACUCCUGACAUCUCGAGUGAGCCCAGCGCUGAAGGGGCUGACGGACAGGCUGAAAUCAUCAUUACCAAAACCCCAAUCAUGAAGAUAAUGAAAGGCAAAGCUGAAGCCAAAAAAAUUCACACGCUCAAGGAGAACAUCCCCAGUCAGCCUGUCGGGGACGCAGCCUUACCAAACCCGUCGGCCGGGGAGACCGAGGCGAAGGAGGGGGACCGUUCCCUUGUCGACGGGGCGGUCCCAGUCGGUCAGCCGGCCACAAGCUCGGCAAAAGGGCCGCACGCGGCCAACGGGCCCCCGAUGGGAGCGGUGCCGGUGCUGCCGGCCGGCCUCGCCCAGUUCCUCCCCCUGCAGCAGCCGCCCCCUGGGCGCGCCCAGCACCACCACCACCAGCCGCCACCGCCCACAUCCAAGUCACUCCCCAAGGUGAUGAUCCCCCUGAGCAGCAUCCCCACCUACAACGCGGCCAUGGACUCCAACAGCUUUCUGAAGAACUCGUUCCACAAGUUCCCCUACCCAACCAAAGCCGAGCUCUGCUAUCUGACUGUGGUCACCAAGUAUCCGGAGGAGCAGCUCAAGAUCUGGUUCACGGCCCAGAGGCUGAAGCAGGGCAUCAGCUGGUCCCCUGAGGAGAUUGAGGACGCCCGGAAGAAGAUGUUCAAUACAGUCAUUCAGUCCGUGCCCCAGCCCACCAUCACCGUCCUCAACACGCCCCUGGUUGCCAACGCUGGCGGCGUCCAGCACCUCAUCCAGGCCGCCCUCCCGGGCCACGUGGUGGGGCAGCCGGAGGGCACGGCGGGCGGCCUGCUGGUCACUCAGCCGCUGAUGGCCAACGGGCUGCAGGCGCCUGGCGCGUCCCUGCCGCCGGCGGUCACGUCCGUCCCCAAGCCGCCCGCCGUGGCACCCAUCAACACGGUGUGCUCCAGCACGACGUCGGCCGUGAAGGUGGUGAACGCGGCGCAGUCGCUGCUCACGGCGUGCCCCAGCAUCACCUCCCAAGCCUUCCUCGACGCCAGCAUCUACAAAAACAAGAAGUCUCACGAGCAGCUGUCGGCUCUGAAAGGAAGCUUCUGUCGGAAUCAGUUCCCAGGCCAGAGCGAGGUGGAGCAUCUGACCAAAGUGACGGGCCUCAGUACCCGAGAGGUGCGCAAGUGGUUCAGCGACCGCAGGUACCACUGCCGGAACCUGAAGGGCUCCAGGCCCGUGUUGCCCGGCGACCAGGGCCCUGUCGUCCUUGACCCCGGGCCAGACGUGCCCUUCACCCCAGUGGCCAAGGCCCCUGAGGGGCCCUGCAUCCCGCCGGCAGCCACCCUGGCCGCCCCACCUUCCGCCAGACGGCAGGCCUGGCACCAGACCCCCGACUUCACGCCGACCAGGUACAAGGAGCGAGCCCCCGAGCAGCUCAGAGCCCUGGAGAGCAGUUUUGCACAAAACCCCCUUCCUCCCGACGAGGAGCUGGACCGCCUGCGGACUGAAACCAAGAUGACCCGGAGGGAGAUUGACAGCUGGUUCUCGGAGAGACGCAAGAAAGUGAGUGCCGAGGACACCAAGAGGGCCGAUGAGGGCGCCACUCCAGAGGAGGCGGCGGCUGCCGAGGACGAGGAUGAGGCCUGUGACCUGAGGGUCCCCGGUGGAGACGGCUCCCCAGAAGGGGCCGGCGGCCACACGCUGGCCGAGCGCAAGGUCAGCCCCAUCAAAAUCAACCUCAAGAACCUGCGAGUCACUGAAGCCAACGGCAAGGGCGAGCUCCCGGGGCUGGGCGCCUGCGAGCCCGGGGAUGGUGGGCCCGGGCCGGGGGAGCUGGCCGAGCAGCCCCCGGGCAAGGCGAGCUGCAAGAAGACGGCCCAGCAGCGGCACCUGCUGCGGCAGCUCUUCGUGCAGACGCGGUGGCCCAGCAACCAGGACUACGACUCCAUCAUGGCGCAGACGGGGCUGCCGCGGCCCGAGGUGGUGCGCUGGUUCGGGGACAGCAGGUACGCCCUGAAGAACGGCCAGCUCAAGUGGUACGAGGACUACAAGCGGGGCAACUUCCCCCCGGGGCUGCUGGUCGUCGCCCCCGGCAGCCGGGAGCUGCUGCAGGACUACUACCUGAGGCACCAGACGCUGUUGGAGCGGGACCUGCAGAGCCUGUGCGACAAGACCCACAUGAGCUCCCAGCAGGUCAAGCAGUGGUUCGCUGAGAAGAUGGGCGAGGAGACCCGCGCCGCGGCGGACACCGGCGGCGAGGACCAGGGCGCCGGCGAGCCCGCAGUGGUUCACAGAGGGACGGGUGACGCGUACUCGGAGGUGUCGGAGAACAGUGAGUCGUGGGAGCCUGGCGCCCCUGGGGCCAGCUUGGAGCCCUCUGACGCGCCAAGUCCCCAGGCUGGACUGGAGCUGGAGACAGACUGAAUUUGAACUGAUUACACUGAAGGACUGGCCAGUCUGGGAUGCCGCCUGCCACGUGAAAGGGCCCAACCCGACUCUCCGCUGCCACAUGCUGAUCCAUGCCCGCCACAGGGCACGCACGAGAGCUUCUGGAGGCCUCGCCGCCAGCCCAGGGCCCGCCGCCACCGAGCGAGCCAACGGGGAGAGCAGGGUCCUUGUCAGUUCUUCCUCCCACAGUGUAGGACCUUUCCUUUGCCUUCCAGUGGAUAAAAUAGUUCAGAUUUCAUAUUCAUAGACACGAAUCAAGUUUUUAACAUAAAUCCGCCUAUACACAUUUAAUAAAACGUCAGAUUGUAAACACUUUCAUUACAUAGAAACUUUGGUUAGCAAGCAGUACGUUGUCAUCUACAUCAUCUCUGCACAUGCCCCGUGUCUGUUCUCUGGAGAUCCCUGGGGCCAUGCGUCCCCUCGGCGGUGGGCAGGGGGCACGCACACACUCAGAGGUGCAACUGGGCACUCCUCCACGAGGGCAGGGCCUUUGAAGAGGUCUCUGCCGUCACGCCGGGCUUGCGUCACCCUGCGGGAUGACGAUCCGGGCAGAAGCGCCGGUCCCUGCAGUUUGAACAGGGACCCCGUGUGUGAUGGUGCGCGCGUCCCGGUCGUAAGUCCUUACGGCCCUUCUCCUUUCUCAAGGGCGUCGGAAGCAUGGAGCAGAACUUUUCAGUUAUCAGAUCAACUAGAGAAACAUCUGUUGUCAAGCCUGACGUACUGACCUCUGUGCCCACGGUUUUGUUUUUGUUUUUAAUCUGAAUGUGUUGAGCAGAGGGAAAUUGAGAAAAGUGGGGCUGAAAGUGGAAGGGCGCGGCCCCGGCAGGUAGCUUUGGCCGCUGUGGUUUUUAGAGCCCUUGACCCACACUUGCUUCAAGGCUGCCUUUGGUUUGGGAAGGAAGACUUGCACUCGGCCAGUAGUGAGGGUGAGAGCUGACGGGAUCCGGGGGCUCGGGAGUUCUCAGAGCUGAGGUGGGCCUGGACGUGGGGGCUCCUGGCAGGACGCCCAGAGUACUCGUGGCCCCCACGCCAAGGGCCUGGCUGGGUGCCCGACAUUGCUGGAUGGGUCCUCAUGACGAUGUGCUUCAAGCUCGGCAUUUCUGCUCCAAACUUGGAAACAAGAUCUCUGUCUACUUUAGCCUAAUCUUCCUAUCCAUUUGUUUUUGUUUUUGUUUUUUGAGAAAAUCACAGGAAAAGGUGCUUUUGAAACACUGGGAAACUUGCUUACAAAGCUGUACUACAUGGUAAAUCCUUAUUUCCCCAAGACUGGCUGCUCGGAGAGCAGCGGAUGGAGGGUGAGGCAGACAGACGUCCGGUCACAUGCGCUUCUCACCUUCUGGGGACCACCUGCUUCCCAAAGCACCAAGACCUCAGGAGCAUGCUCCUCCCGGGCCCAGGCUGGGUGAGCGGCAGGGCCUUUGGGCAAGAAAUCCUGGUGGUGGGUGAGGUGCCAUCCUUCUCCCCAGCCCCGCCCGGGAACUGAACUGGGUAGGGCACCAUGCUGGCUUGGCUCCAAGGAGAUGGUGAAGAUGGUAGUGGCACCUCUGCCUUCCGGGAGAGGGGCUUUCUUUGCAAACCAAAAGCCCUUGACCCCUGUUCUUCUAAAGUGUCUUCCUUUCCUCUCCGGGCGCUGUAGGGACCACCUCUUAGUUGUUAACAUGUGAGUACUUGGCAAGUUUUGUCCCCCACCCCCCCCACCCCGUUUGUAUCCUUUCCAUUUGAGUGCCGAGCUCUUUAGCCCCAAAGGCCUGUUUGCAGAAUUGCCAAGAGUGGUGAGUGCUUCUUCCUUCAGAGAACAGACAGCUGGGAUUUUCCCUUUAGUGUUUAUGUACCUGCAGAUUAAUUUAUAUAUACAUAUAGAUACAGGACGAAUACUCACUUUAUACUUUACUCAGAAGAUGUACAUCUGAGGUGUGCACUUGAGGAACCUAGUGGCAUGUGGGUGCUGGGGAAAGUAGCCUGUGUUGAAGGCAGCGCUGGGACCCCUGGUGCAGCUGGGGUGGCCCAGCCGGAAGCCACGAGAGAGUGUGAGAUGCCACCCUGCAGGCCUUGCUCCCAGGGUCCUGCACGUACUGGCUGGAGGGGUGUGUCUUUAGAGGGUUUUCUUGGUUAUUUAAUGUGUGUUCGUAUUUCAUUUACAACUCAAACAGCAGAGCAGAAAAUGAAUUACAUGGUAGACAAGUUGGUGCAGGACAUAGGGACCCAGCCUCGGCACCAGCCUGUCUUUGAAAGGUGGGAACGCUACCGUGCUGCCGCCUGGGCAUGGUUUCCUCACAGAUGCUUGCUCUCCCCGCGGCGGGGCCUCCCCGCGCACGACAGGACCGCCCAGGUAAGGAGCCCCGCAGGCCGGACGGCCCCUCCUCCUCCCUGUGCUCUUGGACCAGAGUGGAUAGUGGGGUUGGAGCCUCAGACCAUGAAAGGUGAAGGCGAGAGACGCCCCAUGGGACGUCGCAACAGGUGCACACGACUUUGGGCGCUCGGGGAACACCGCCAGCCCGGCUCGCGGAAAUGUGCUGGCCCGGAAUCGGAACUGCACCCCGUGCAUGGGGACGUGGCACUGCAGCUGUCGGCCCCCUGUCCUGCUGUGAGACAAAUCACUGCGGUUUUGCACACCACCUGAGGGCGUCUGUGAUGUCGCCUCCAGUAGGAAGGCAGCCUGUGGGCUGCAGGGCUGAGAAGCGGGACAGGGUUUCAUAAGGUGACGCGUCUUUCUUCUCCCUACGCACCUGGGCUUGUCAGAGCUAGUAAAAUCUUUCGGUGUUUCUUGUU
Messenger RNA from Hyaena hyaena (striped hyena), 6106 nucleotides. RefSeq names its product zinc fingers and homeoboxes 3 (gene ZHX3). Gene Ontology annotation, cellular component: nucleus. NCBI's taxonomy places the organism in Eukaryota, Metazoa, Chordata, Mammalia, Carnivora, Hyaenidae. The transcript has 4 exons. The coding region runs from base 446 to 3313 and encodes 955 amino acids. Gene Ontology annotation, biological process: regulation of transcription by RNA polymerase II. Gene Ontology annotation, molecular function: DNA-binding transcription factor activity, RNA polymerase II-specific; DNA binding. The record is from RefSeq and is a predicted model, not a curated record.